This is a messenger RNA of Diatraea saccharalis (sugarcane borer), 4707 nucleotides long. Lineage: Eukaryota; Metazoa; Arthropoda; Insecta; Lepidoptera; Crambidae. The record is from the annotation of a GenBank genome assembly.
GUCAUGAAUUCAUUGUUGUGGGAAUUGUUUAGAAUACCUAAUUAACUGUUUUAAUUAAGUUUUUUCUAUAAUUGAUAUGUAAUUAUGGCAGAUUCUUUAGCUGCACAAAGAGCAAAACGACAAAAAGUCGAUAAACACGGACGUUUAUCAGCCUUUGAAAAACUAAAGCAACUUAAAGGGAAGGGUUCUAAACACAAAUAUGAUGUAGAUGAACUAGAAAAUGUUUAUGAAACGGUAGAUGAAAAAGAGUAUACAGAACGGGUGUUACAACGCCAAGAGGACGAUUGGAUCGAAGAUGACGGUGGAACCGGCUAUGUAGAAGACGGGAGAGAGAUAUUUGAUGAUGAUGAUGAAAUAGAAGACACAUAUGUACCUGUAAAUAAUAAAGACUCUGGUCGAGGACAGAAACGGAAGGCUAGAGUGGCAGCUGAACCAUCUUUAAAGGGCAACAUUAGAAACCUGCUAGGAUCCAUGCCAGCUAAGAAGAAAGAGGAUGUAAAACUAUCUGAUGACAAUAUUCUAUCAGAUAUUAUGUCAGAUUUGGACAGUGGUUCCACUGCAAUAACACCAAAAGUUCUUCAAAGGAAGAGUAACAUUAUUACAUCUUCAAAGAAAGAGGCACAUAACUAUUUCAAGAGUUUAUCAACUGCUGUUAAGAAACCCACCUCAGUAACUACAUCUUCGCCAUCUUCCAUUGUGAAAACUGAGGAGAUAACUAAUAAAGUAGAGGAUGAGAUUGCUCCUAUAACAGACAUAAAAGAUGAUUCUGCAAAAUCAACAAAUAGUAAAAUGAAAACAGCAAAGAAAACUGAAUGGAUGAUUGAUAAAGAAAUAAAACAAGAAUUGGAUGAUACAGCAACACAAAACAUUGAGGAGUUUCAAUCGCAAGAUAUUGAUUUUAGUGGUGAUUUCAAUGUGGAUGAAAUAACUCCUGCUACUGAUAAAAAAAAGGAAGUUAAGAAAGAAACGGUGCCUAAUUCCAGUACAAUAAUGGAUGUGGCAGAGGAAUUUCUCAAUGAAGACUUUGAUAUUUUCCCAAAAGCAAAAGAGUCCCCUAAAGAACUAAAACCUCUUUCCAGUACAUGGACAGAUGAAAUUAAUGAUAAUAAAAUUCCUAAUUUGGUUCAGUCUGAUGGUCAAUUGCCAAUGCAGACUAACGAGAAUGGAGAAAAGGUUCUCAGAUUCUACUGGUUGGAUGCCUGGGAGGAUAGAUUUUUGAAACCUGGAGUAGUAUUUUUAUUUGGUAAAGUUUAUGCCAAUCCAUCUGAUAAAAAAGGCGGCAGUUUGUCAUGCUGUGUGGUUGUGAAAAAUAUUAACAGGCAAUUAUUCUUGUUGCCUAGAGAAUAUAAAUUGGACUCAAUCACUUUAGAAGCUACAGACCAAGAAGUCACUAUGAUGGAUCUCUAUGAAGAGUUUAACAGUUCUGUAGCCAGUGAAUUGGGUUUAAAAGAAUUUAAAUCACGAAAAGUUACAAAGAAUUAUUCUUUUAACUUACCCGAUAUACCGGCACAAUCUGACUAUUUAGAAGUCCGCUAUUCUGCAUCAUUCCCCCCACCUCCAACAGGAAAGAAAUAUUUAUCAUUCUCUCAUAUUUUUGGUGCAAAUACAUCUUCUCUAGAAACAUUGUUACUAGAAAGGAAAAUAAAAGGGCCAUGUUGGCUAGAAAUAAAACAGCCAGAAAAUGUUGUAGCCAAAGUGUCUUGGUGCAAACUAGAGGCUGUCUGUGAUAAAAUCGAACAUAUAUCUGUCAUCAGAAAUAAUACAGAACAGUUAGAACCUCCACCAAUAGUAAUUGCUACUUUAAAUAUGAGAACAAUAAGUGAUUCCAAAACAAGAAAGACGAAAAUAUUGAUGAUAAGCUGUUUAAUACAUAACAGCUAUCCAAUACAUAAACCACCACCAAAUCCACCUUUUGAACAACACUUCUGUGUAAUGACGAAAUGCAACGAUAUUUGGCCAUUGGAUCUCAAACAAACUCUGCCUCAAUAUAAGUCCACGAAACUUACAAAAUGCGACACGGAAAGGGAAUUACUAAACUUUUUCAUGGUUCAGUUUUGGAAACUAGACCCUGAUUUAGUUGUGGGUCACGAUUUGCAAGGAUUCCAACAGGAUUUACUCAUUGGAAAUAUUUUGGAUCUCCAUAUACCCAACUGGUCACGGCUUGGUCGUCUAAAGAGAUCUGUCGCUCCUCAAAGAAAAUACGCUGCUAAAGAUGCAUUUUUAGGGCGACUAGUUUGCGACAUUAAACUAUCGGCAAUGGAGUUGAUUAGAGCCAGGAGUUUCGAUCUUGAUACAUUAUGCGUAGACGUCUUGAAAAUGAAAGAAGGAGAGAGGGUUGAUGUGGCACUAGAAGAUUUGCCAAGGUAUUAUGAGAACAGUGGGGACUUGCUACAGUUAGUUUCACUGAGCAUGCAAGAUUGUUCUUAUAUUUUGAAAAUGAUGUGUGAAUUGAAUGUGAUUCCACUAGCCCUACAAAUAACCCAGAUCGCUGGUAAUGUCAUGUCUCGAACUUUAAUGGGAGGCCGCUCAGAGAGAAAUGAAUUUUUGUUACUUCACGCCUUCACAGAGAAAAAUUACAUUGUGCCUGAUAAACUGUACGGGCGUAAGGCUCUAGAAGCCGACGAAGAUCACGACGACAAAGAUGAAGCAACAACUAGCAAUGUCUCUAAAAAACAAGGAAAGAAAAAAGCUGCAUAUUCUGGUGGUUUGGUAUUAGACCCUAAAAAAGGAUUUUAUGAUAAACUUAUCCUUCUCAUGGACUUCAAUUCUCUGUAUCCAAGUAUUAUUCAAGAGUAUAAUAUAUGCUUCACAACAAUCAAGAGAAAAAGCACAUUGACUUCUGAUGAUGAUAUUGCGAAUUUGAUAUUACCUGGCCCUAAGGCAGAGUUUGGUGUUCUUCCUACACAAAUAAGAAGAUUAGUGGAGAGUAGACGUGAAGUUAAAAAAUUAAUGAAAUCCCCUGAUCUUCCGUCAGAUCAAUACAUGCAGUACAAUAUAAGACAAAUGGCUCUUAAACUAACUGCCAAUUCCAUGUAUGGUUGUCUAGGUUUCACCCAUUCUAGAUUUUAUGCUAAACCCCUGGCAGCAUUAGUUACUAUGAAGGGAAGAGAAAUCCUCAUGGAUACUAAAGAAAUUGUCCAAAAGCUCAAUUAUGAUGUAGUAUAUGGCGAUACUGACAGUUUAAUGAUCAACACAAACUGUCUAGACUAUGAUUAUGUUUUUAAAAUCGGUAACGACUUGAAAAGAGAAAUCAACAAAAAGUAUAAGCAAAUAGAACUCGAUAUUGAUGGAGUGUUUAGAUACUUAUUGCUUUUGAAGAAAAAGAAAUAUGCUGCUGUGCUCAUUGGUAAAAAUAAAAACGGAGAGUUUGUGUUCACUCAGGAACAUAAAGGCCUGGACAUCGUACGUAGAGAUUGGUCACAAUUAGCUGCUGAAGCUGGCAAGUUCAUAUUAAGUCAGAUUCUUUCAGAGCAAUCUGCCGAUGAGAGAUUAGAAAGUAUCCAAUCGCAUCUCAAUAAACUUAAAGAUGAUCUUGUCAGCAACAAAAUUCCUCUAUCUUUAUUAACAAUCACAAAACAAUUGACUAAAAACCCCACAGAAUAUGCCGAUAAAAACUUGCAACCUCACGUUCUUGUGGCUCUACGGCUAAAUAGCAAGAACAGUAGAAGAUUUAAAAAGGGUGAUAUUGUACCCUAUAUUAUUUGCGAAGACGGUACAGACAAAUCCGCGGUGCAGCGUGCUUAUCACAUAGAAGAAUUAAAGAAUACCGAAACACUUAAAAUUGACUACAGAUACUAUUUAGCACACCAAUUACAUCCAGUGAUAUCUAGAAUAUGUGAACCAAUCGAAGGAAUGGACCCGGCACGAGUAGCAGAUUGUCUCGGCCUAGAUCCAUCAGGGUACAAACAUAUUAUAAAGAAAGAGAACCAAAACACAGAAACAUAUGAAGUCGAAAAUGAACAAGAAAAAUACAGAUAUUGUAAAGAAUUCACUUUCAUGUGUGUAAGUGAGACAUGCAAAACUUUAAAUAGAAUAAGAGAUACUUUUGUCAAAUUGGAUAAAGAAAGUGUAUCGUUUUUAGAAAAAUGUCAAAAUGAUAAAUGUGCUAUAAGGCCUAUAGAUUACUUGGCCUGCAUACAGAACCAGCUGACUUUGCAAAUUCGUCAAUACCAUACUCAAUAUUACGGUGGGUGGUUAUCGUGCGAGGACCCUGCUUGCGGAUACCGAACCGCACGGAUGCCUCAAACUUUCGCAGGCGGUUAUCCUCUAUGUAGACAGUGUGAAAAGGGUGUAAUGUUCCGGGAAUACACUGAAAAAGAUCUAUAUGUACAACUAAACUUUUUCCUGUUUUUGUUUGAUUUGAACAAAGCAAAUAACUCAAAAAUAAAAGUUUCUUCUCAAUUAACAACGGCAUUCUUGUCUCUAAAAGAAAUCGUGGAAGACUGGCUCACACACUCUGCUUACUCAAUAAUCAAUCUAUCAAAGUUGUUCCGAUUCUUUACGCUCGACCCCAAAUCUAAAAGCAAUGUGAUGUCGGAACCUCCAGUAGAAAUUGAUAUUUUACCAGAGACAGAAAAAAUCGAUGCAUUGUUAGAAAUGGGUGUUUAUUAAGAAGUAUUAGAGAAUAAAUGACCUGUUUAUAUCAUUAUAUCAUGGCGGUGUAUAUACAAUACUUGUUUUAUUUUUAAUACAAUUUUUAUGAAAAGU